AUGCGGAAAGCUCGCGGAAAGAGUGCCGCGAUCCCUACCUCCUCGGGAGACUUCGCGAACUCUUUGCUGAGGCUCUGCCCCGCCCUGGAGGCGCGCAUCUCGGACCUCCGUCGGGACAACACAGCCGCUGCUCGCUUCCUCAGCAAGGCACAGGCCACCGCUUCGGAGAAGGCCAGGAGGCCCGUGGGAGCGCUGGUGUCUCGCAACCGCGCCGUGUGCGCGUUAGAGGGGGCGGAGCUGUCCUUGCUGCGGCGAGAAGAAACGGCCACCCGGGCGCAACGAAAGCGGGAGGCCAACAGGGAGCGAAGGAGGCGCUUGGAGCGGCGGAGGCUGGCGACGGCGGAAGCCACACGGAUCAAGCACGAGGGGCCGAGCUUGUGUGAAGUGCGUGCUCUGGAGGAGGCCGCCCUCCUCGAGAAACGGCAGCGAUUUUUCAUGUUCGCCGUCGUCGCGAUCCACUCCGCCAUCCGAUGGCGCAACGACUGGAAGGAGCGAAAGUGGAAGAUGGCCAAGUUCGCGGAGGCGUUGGCUGGCCUCGCCGAACAAAGGCAAUCGGAGGAUGUGUUCGAGGCUAGCGUUGCCCGGGUGCAGCGCUUCGUCCGCCGCCGUCAAGGGGCCCCCGGCGUGGCGGGGGGAGCGGCCGCCGCCGCCGGCGACAGAUCGGGGAGGCGAAACUUCAUCCGCUGCCUCAAGGCGUGGAUCCCGAGGGCGCACGGAACGUGGAAGCGUCGGAGGCGCGAGGGGGGCGUGAUCAUCUACGACUUCCUGAAGGACGCCAGGCUCAGCCAGAACAUCAAGGCCAUCUACCGCUUUCGGAGGAAGGUUAUGCGGUGCCAGGUGUACGUGAGGGGGGUGAGCGUCGUCACGCGGGACCGACUGCUGCUCCUCGGCCUCUUCUUCAGCCGGUGCGAGGGCCGGCUGCGGGGCAGGCUGGCGGAACGCGUGCGGCAGCAGGUGCAAGAGGAGGCCGCCGCCGACCUGGAGAUCCACCGGCAACUCAUGCGCCCCUCGACCAGCGCCGCCGCGGCCGCCGCUGCUGCUGCCAGCAGCGCCAUUCCCGCCGCCGCCGCCGGGGGCAACCGGUGGAGGCGGCGAACGAACAAGAACGGGGGUGAUGCCGGUGACGACGACGACGGCGUGAGCGAGCUGAUGGAGACGGUGGCGGCGCUGCGGCUCAAGUCGGCCCAGGAGGAGCUGGAGAUGCGCACCGCGCGUCCGGACGUCAAGCACCGGUUGCUCGAGGGCCUUCUCGGGAAGGUCCGAGCGGCUCAUCAGUCCAGAAUGCAGCUGUCAUCGGGCGGCCGAGGAGAAGACGGUGGUGGCGGCGUUGGUGACGCCAGGAAAGGAAGGGGUCCGGGGAGAAACCGCCGCGGGGUUUCCCUCCCGGAGGCGCUUUUCACCGUAGACGACGCCCGAGAGUUGCUCACGCAGCGUUCGCCCCCGCCGUCGGAGGGAUCCGCUAGUGCCUGCGACAUCACCGUCGGGUUGACGAAGGGGAACCGGGCAAGCCCCAACGGUAGCGGCGAGUUGCCGGGUGCUCCGUACUCGACGGUGGCCGUCUCGAGGCCGGGCACGGGCGGCGGCGGCGGAGGUAGCAAGAGCGACUUCCGGCCGAACACGCGAGUCCCGCCGAUGCUGCUGUUGAAGAGCGUCCCUGAGGCGGUCAUGUGCCAGCUCGUCUUGACCGCGUGGGAGCAGAGCUCCUCCUCUGGACGGCAAUGA
This is a messenger RNA of Ectocarpus siliculosus, 1722 nucleotides long. The record is from the annotation of a GenBank genome assembly. NCBI's taxonomy places the organism in Eukaryota, Phaeophyceae, Ectocarpales, Ectocarpaceae.